Messenger RNA from Bicyclus anynana (squinting bush brown), 1598 nucleotides. RefSeq lists its product as uncharacterized. Lineage: Eukaryota; Metazoa; Arthropoda; Insecta; Lepidoptera; Nymphalidae. Gene Ontology annotation, molecular function: lipid binding. The transcript has 3 exons. The coding region runs from base 156 to 1526 and encodes 456 amino acids. The record is from RefSeq and is a predicted model, not a curated record.
AAAUACGAUACGAUAAACAAGUACGUUAAUAGAUGGCAAAAAGGAGGGAGUACGGAGUAGUGUCAGUAGAGAUAAAGUUUGACCUACGCCCGCAGCGGGAUAUGAUCAUUUAGUGUGAUGUUUGGUUAAGUGAUUGUGUGUGAUAGUGCUUCGAAAUGUGGAUCUUCGCUUUAUUUCUCUUCUCGACUUUUGUUGUUGGACAAAAUCAAGAUGUCACUACAACAACAGCAUUACCCAGUGAUCUCGCGAAAGGCGAAGAAAAAAUGAGCGAAUAUAUUCUACAAAUUUUGGAGCACUUCAAACAGCCGAACCCUGUUGGAAUCCCGGGUGCCAAAGUACCAGAUCCCUACAGUGUGCCGGACAUGAAGCAAUCUGUGUCUAUUGGAACACUGUAUUUUAAGAACACCGCUGUGUACGGCAUAAGCAAAUUUAGGAUAUUGUAUGUCAAUGCUGAAAUUGGGGCUAUGGAGGUCCAUGCUGGGCUUGCUAUUGAUAAGCUACAAGCUCGAGGAAACUACACAAUGUCAACUUGGCUUAACAGGGUGCAAGGACCCUUCACUGUUGACAUUACAGGCAUAGAAAUGACAGCAAAGGCAACUUUAGGUGUAGAACGAGAUGGGAAACUAAGAGCACAGGAAAUUAAAAUUGAUAUUUCCUUCAGCACGAUAGCAAUGAACUUUGAAAAUGCUGGUUUCUUUGGCGGCAUGUUACAAGGUAUAGUGAACUCAAUCGGGACAUUCCUCUUCGAUUCAAUCAAACCGUACAUACUUAAGGAAGCCUAUACAAAAGCUAGAGAAGAAAUUAAUAAGAAACUAGAUGAAGUUGCUGGAGACAUGCAAUUUCCAAACUCAAUAUCUCCAUUAGAUAUGGUUAUAGCAGAUGCGAGAAAAAAGGUUAGAGAAUUGCAAUUGGAUCCUCAUCAAUUGAAAGACUAUAAUACUUCUGCAAGUGUUUUCACUGUAUCCUUAACUAAUACGUGGGUAACUGGAAUAUCAUCAUUUCAAAGAGUUGGAAAUAUAACUUUGAAAAUGAAGAACAAUACCGUUAUUGCCGAUUUUGAAAUCGGUACUCAAAAACUUGAAGGGACGACACAUUGGGAGCUAUCUGCUAUUAGUGGCUUACUCUCCAGAGCUGGCCGAGCAUCAUUCUCCGUAGAGUACGUAAGUGGAAGAGUAAUACUUGCACAGCCUCUCGAUACUAGGAAAAAGCCACAAUUUGAAGAUUUAGAUCUUGAUGUCGGGAAUAUUCAAGUGCGUUUUGACGGAGCUGGAACCUUGGAUUAUGUGAUAGAAUUCGUAAUUAACGUUUUACCGAAUCUUUUACGUUAUCAAAUAAUAGACGCUUUGGAAAAUCCUAUAAUAGAAAAGGUACAGGAGGAACUCAAUAAAUUAAACGUUGAAGAAAUGAUUAAAGCGGAGCUUCCGAAACUUGAUGAAAUGGAAGAAAAUGGGUUAAAGCUAUCUGCCCUUCGUGAUCAAACUGAAACACAAGAACCUUAUGAUGAAGACGAAUUCUUUAAUUUUUAGCAAAAUUUAACAAUCUUAAUCAACAUAGUUUUAUUUUUGUAGAUUUUUUUGUACAAAUUAGUGAUAUACCUG